This is a messenger RNA of Dalotia coriaria, 2768 nucleotides long. It is a transcript of the gene Gat, whose product is annotated as GABA transporter. Gene Ontology annotation, biological process: sodium ion transmembrane transport. NCBI's taxonomy places the organism in Eukaryota, Metazoa, Arthropoda, Insecta, Coleoptera, Staphylinidae. Gene Ontology annotation, cellular component: plasma membrane; neuron projection. Gene Ontology annotation, molecular function: gamma-aminobutyric acid:sodium:chloride symporter activity. Bases 346 to 2223 code for a protein of 625 amino acids. The record is from RefSeq and is a predicted model, not a curated record. The transcript has 9 exons.
GCGUCGAGCAAUCAGUCAGUGGUUCAUCACCGAUCGGCCUGGCCACUCUUGUGCAGUUCGGGUGCGCAGUUCAGGUUCUGGUGUGCGGGUGGCUUGGGGACUUGGUCGUUUCUCUGCAAGCGCGUGGGUAGCCGCCGUCGAUCAGUGCUGCCAACCUGUGUGCCACACGUGCGGGUGUAUUUUAGUUGUUUUGAUUGUGCGACCUGUGGAUUCUGCAUUUCCGAUUGUUAACCAUUUCGGCUCUUCGGGUCUUCGGGAAUGAGCUGAUAGUGUACCAGUAGUAAAUAAAAAGUGCAGUUCAGAGAACUUUAGCGUAAAUAGUUUGAUUUGUAUACACCACGCAAGAUGGCUGACACAAAGGUCGAGGGCCAUUGUUUGGACAGCACGCUGCUCAACCGCCACGGAGAUGAAGCCAUUGAACUGCCAACGAUCACCAGCAAUACCACUAGUCAGGCAGCGGCGAAGCAUGCCCUGCCGGAGCGCGGCUCCUGGGGCACCAAGCUAGACUUCAUCCUCUCCGUCGUUGGGCUCGCCAUUGGUUUAGGCAACGUGUGGCGGUUUCCGUAUCUAUGCUAUAAAAAUGGCGGCGGUGCAUUCUUAGUACCCUACUUUAUCACCCUAAUUCUUGCUGGUAUUCCCAUGUUCUUUCUUGAGUUAGCUCUGGGACAAAUGAUGACCAUUGGUGGUCUAGGCGUAUUCAAAAUUGCACCCAUCUUCAAAGGUAUUGGUUAUGCGGCGGCAGUAAUGUCCUGCUGGAUGAACAUCUACUACAUCGUCAUCUUAGCAUGGGCGAUAUUCUACUUCUUCAUGUCCCUUCGUUCGGAUGUCCCUUGGAGGACAUGCAACAAUUACUGGAAUACUAAAUUCUGUGUCAACCCCUACGACCGUAAAGCGCUGAAUUGUUGGGAGCAAUACAAUGCCAACAACACAUUCACCAAAAUGUGUGCAAUUAACUCCUACAAUGUUUCUCUGAGCGAACUGACUGACCCCGUCAAGGAAUUCUGGGAGCGUCGUGCUUUGAUGAUUUCGGAUGGUAUUGAACACGUUGGUGGAAUCCGUUGGGAACUCGCCGGAACCCUCUUACUGGUCUGGAUCAUCUGCUACUUCUGUAUCUGGAAGGGUGUCAAAUGGACCGGCAAGGUUGUCUACUUCACUGCCCUCUUCCCCUACGUCCUGUUGACAGUUCUAUUAAUCCGUGGCAUUACCCUACCUGGUGCAAUGGAAGGAAUCAAAUUCUACGUCAUGCCCAACAUGUCAAAACUCCGCGAAUCAGAGGUGUGGAUUGAUGCAGUGACACAAAUCUUCUUCUCGUAUGGUUUGGGUCUGGGCACGCUGGUGGCGUUGGGAAGCUAUAACAAAUUCACCAAUAACGUUUACAAGGACGCGUUAAUCGUGUGCUCGGUGAAUUCAAGCACGAGCAUGUUCGCUGGCUUCGUAAUCUUCUCCGUCGUCGGAUUCAUGGCUCACGAACAGCAGAAACCUGUUGCUGAGGUGGCCGUAUCAGGUCCUGGAUUAGCUUUCUUGGCGUAUCCAUCGGCGGUGUUGCAACUGCCCGGGUCGCCAGUAUGGGCCUGCUUGUUCUUCUUUAUGAUAUUGCUCAUUGGGUUGGACUCGCAGUUCUGUACAAUGGAAGGUUUUGUUACUGCCAUUAUCGACGAAUGGCCGCAUCUACUUCGUAAGAGGAAAGAAUUGUUCAUUGCGUUUGUUUGCUUCAUCUCGUAUCUUGUUGGCUUAACUUGUAUAACAGAGGGUGGAAUGUACGUGUUCCAAAUUUUGGACUCCUAUGCCGUGAGUGGUUUCUGUCUACUUUUCUUGAUCUUCUUCGAAUGUAUCGCUGUUUCCUGGGCGUUUGGUUGUGACCGGUUCUAUGAUGGUAUCAAGGAGAUGAUCGGAUACUACCCGAUGAAGUGGUGGAAGUUCUGCUGGACCUUCACAACUCCAGUUAUUUGUAUCGGUGUAUUCAUUUUCAACAUUAUCCAAUGGACCCCUGUGAAAUACCUCAACUACGAGUUCCCUCUGUGGGCGCAUCUGCUCGGCUGGUUCACAGCUCUCACGUCAAUGUUGUGCAUUCCCGGUUACAUGGUCUGGAUCUGGUAUGCAACACCUGGAGACAGGGAAACGAAAAUUCGUCUUCUCAUCCGAAUCGAUGACGACGUGCCAGCGGUGCGAGCAAAGAUGGUGGCGGAAGCACAAGCGCAAGCGGCCGCGGCAGCCAAAGUUUAAACAAUCUCUCGUCUGCCAGAGGCGUUUAUUUAUUUUGUAAUAAGUUACAUCCAACAGCGAAGCAAUAUUGUUUCACACCGUCACAGAACUAAAACAAUCCGAGAGCCUGAAUCUGGUACAAUUCAUUUAUAGCCGUCGUAUCGAACGCGACACUUCUCAAAACACAUAUUAAUCACCUCUGUCAAACUAAUAACAAUGCACACACCAUUUACUUGUAGAUGUUAGCAGCAUAUGUCUAUUUAUCAUCUCCCGGUGAAGUCGGACGAUCACGUAAUUGUAAUUGUAUUUCGCUUUUUGUUUACUAACUUAUUUUAUUAUUGAAAGGACCAGAGAGUAAUCUAACGUUUAUAAAUAUUAAGCUAGUUAAGGUUUAAAUUAAUGUUCAAAAGCGUAGCGUGCUAGCGAGAUUACCGUAGGAUUUAGUUGGAACUUGUUUAGCUUAUUCUACCUUAGGCAAUUUAAGGACUCGUUUCGGGGAUUUAAAGUUUCACGACAAUAAUGUAUAUUUGCUUAAUGUUUUGAAAUAAAAUAAUACUUCUAUCCUA